AGCAGCCCGAGCAUUUGGAGAGUACCUGUCCCACACAAACCCUGAAAACCGAAACGGAUCAGCUCAUCUACUGUGUGAAACCUUGGUGGGUCCCGACCCGGAGUCGCCGAGUGACAAGAUUGGCCCGAACAACAACAAUCAUCUCCAUCCCUGCUCCAACACCACCAAGGGCUGUGAGGAAAACCGGGAUCCCGGCCAGGUGAAACCCACGCUGGGCUUACACCAGCCACCUCCACCAUCCAUCACCAUCUCUACCAAAGCAUCAAAGCUCUCCCUUGAGCGCAGCUUCUCAGCGGAGGAGGACCAACAGAAGAGUGUUGAGUGCACCCUGCAGCCUGCUCGCGUCUACACCAUCACCACUCAGCGCGGUAUGCUGAUGAGCAGCGGCCGGGGCAGCAAGGAGAGCCUAGAACUGGACGUCCUGAAGGAGAAAUCGGGGAGUGGCGGGGUGGCCUCCAGAAGUGGCCUGAUCCAGGGCUCCCCUUCCUCCGCCACAUCGUCUCCAACCCAGCACCACCAUGCCAGCAGCAGCCGUGGCAACAACCACCAUCACAGAAACCAUCAUGACCCUCACCACGGAAACCACCACGACCCUCACCACGGAAACCACCACCACCACGGCCUCUCCGGCACCACCUCCAGCAGUGGGGGGGCGAGUGGAAGCAGCAGUAGCAACCAGCAGCAGCAGUCUUCUGCGGUCACUGGAUCCCACUCCCAUCAUGGAUCGCACCACCACGGCCACCACCAUCACCUGUCUCAACCCCCGCUGCAGACCUCUGUCAGCGCCCACAACAUCCGCGGCUGGGGGGAGGGGGGAAAGGGGGAGGCAGAGUGCAGCGGGCUGGCAUGUGAGUCUUGCAGCGGGGCCCCCUCGCGGAGCCAGGGGUCUCUGGACCUGGAGAGCGCGUCCCGAGAGGCAGGCAAGCAGCAUCGACGCCUAGAGCGGAUGUGGAGUGUGGACCGGAUGACUGGGCUGGAGAGAGAGGACACUAACUGGUUCCCAAAGGAAAACAUGUUCAGCUUUCAAACUGCCACGACAACCAUGCAGGCGAUAUCGAACUUCCGGAAGCAUCUUCGGAUGGUGGGCAGCAGGAGGAUGAAAGCACAGACAUUCGCUGAGCGUAGAUCGAAGAGUUUCAGCCGCUCCUGGAGUGACCCCACCCCUGUCAAGAAUGACUCUCAGCAUGACACCGCCGAGAGUAACUGGAAUGCUUCUUCACUUCUCGAUGCCUUCUACAACGGUCUGUCGGAUCGCCUUAAAGACGAACUGGCAGCUCGGGACCUCCCUGCUGAUUUAGAUGAGCUGGUGGCUCUCUCCAUCCGCAUUGACUGCCGUCUACGGGAGCGGAGGAGAGAGAGGGUUUUUUCCGUCGCCCCUCAGGCUCCGUCUCUCCCGUCAGCGCAUGCUACUGAACAGAUUCUGGAGGAGGCUUAG
Molecule: messenger RNA, 1435 nt
Organism: Notothenia coriiceps (black rockcod)
Lineage: Eukaryota; Metazoa; Chordata; Actinopteri; Perciformes; Nototheniidae
Product: NMDA receptor synaptonuclear signaling and neuronal migration factor-like
Exons: 8
Biological process (GO): regulation of neuronal synaptic plasticity; regulation of neuron migration
Source: RefSeq, a predicted model, not a curated record